AUGUUCGAGAACUAUCCGCAGUAUCGAAAAUAUUUCAAAGGCAAGGAAGAAUACAAAGCCGAUGACGUGCAAAAAGAUGACUUUUUCAAAAAGCAAGGACAGAGAAUUCUGGUAGCAGUGCAUAUACUUGGAUCGACAUACGAUGUGGAACCAGCGUUUAGAGCGUACAUCCGUGAAGUUUUGAAUCAGCACAAGAGGGAUAACAUUAUGUUAGAAUUCAAAGCGUGGGAGGAUUUCUGGGUUAUGUGGGAAAAUUUCCUUGGAACAAAAAUGACACUGGAUGAACAGACGAAGCAUGCUUGGAAAGAAGUUGCCAAAAAAUUCGAAGCGGAAGCCAGAACACAUGCAGCACACAUCGGUUUACCGCACUAA
This is a messenger RNA of Gongylonema pulchrum, 372 nucleotides long. The record is from the annotation of a GenBank genome assembly. NCBI's taxonomy places the organism in Eukaryota, Metazoa, Nematoda, Chromadorea, Rhabditida, Gongylonematidae.